This is a messenger RNA of Musa acuminata subsp. malaccensis (wild Malaysian banana), 996 nucleotides long. Its product is annotated as transcription factor RAX3. The record is from RefSeq and is a predicted model, not a curated record. Lineage: Eukaryota; Viridiplantae; Streptophyta; Magnoliopsida; Zingiberales; Musaceae.
CCCUGUCAUCAUGCCUUCACGAGUCCUCCUCCUUAACUGAGAAAGAACACGAAGGCAGGGCGAGGCGCCGAGUGACCUCACUGCCGCCAUGGGAAGAGCCCCCUGCUGCGACAAGGCUAACGUGAAGAAAGGCUUGUGGUCGACCGAAGAAGAUGCUAAACUCAAGUCCUACAUCGAGCAGCAUGGCAUCGGCGGCAGCUGGAUCUCUCUCCCGAAAAAGAUUGGCCUCAGGCGGUGCGGCAAGAGCUGCCGUCUCCGGUGGUUGAACUACCUCCGGCCGAACCUAAAGCACGGCGAGUACUCCGAGGAAGAAGAUGAGAUCAUCUGCAGAUUAUAUUUGACCAUCGGUAGCAGGUGGUCAUUGAUCUCCACGCAGUUGCCGGGGAGAACCGACAACGACAUCAAGAACUACUGGAACACGAGGUUGAAGAAGAAGCUCCUGGGCAAGCAGCAGAAGCAUCACCGACAGGCACGCAGAGCCACGGCGCCGCAGCAAGAAGUCAAGAUCCGAGAGAAUGGAAUCCUGGUGCAACUACCUCCAUCGGAAGCCCAUCGAUCAGCUUCGCCUGGCAUGGCUGAUUCGCAUGGUGAAACUUCAGGAAGCUCCAGUGGAUUCCCAUCUGAGCUCGACGAGAUCCUGCGCUUCGACUCGGCAGCACCACAAGGGUUGGAUUACCUCUACGAGGCCAGGGGCAUGGCCGAGGAGAGCAGCGGGACGAGCACGCCGGAGGAGGAGAGCACGAACUGGGACGAGAUGAUCCCCUUCAUGUACCCAGAUUGGGUGCACGGCGGGCAAGAGAUCUUUACCAUGCAGUGAUGAUUGACGUACGCGGCUUGUGCAUAUACGAUGAUCGAUAGAGGUGCCUUUUCCGGAGAAUAUACUAUUAGGAGAUAAAAAGGACUGUCAUGUACCAUUAAAUGCGACUAAUGCAAUAAAAGGAGGAUCAAACAACGUCAGCCGCCACUAUUAAUGAGCAUAUUCCAAUCCCUUUUACG